Molecule: messenger RNA, 3138 nt
Organism: Nematocida parisii ERTm1
Lineage: Eukaryota; Fungi; Microsporidia
Exons: 1
Coding region: 1-3135 (1044 amino acids)
Source: RefSeq, a predicted model, not a curated record
AUGAACUCAAAAGUAACAAAUAUAAAAGCAUGGAUAAGCAUGCUUAAAGUGAAAAAAUGCUACAGUAGAAAGCCUUCAGAAAAGAAGCAUGGAAUUCUAUGCAAGCUAUUCUGGGCAAUGCAGAUAAUAUUAAUUGGGCAUGCUUAUGCCGCUCUUACAUUUGAAGAACAAGCGGCAUUUAUGGCAUCUAAUGAAAUAAAAGACGCAGGUGGGAAUAAACUAAUAAUUAAUCCUCAGAGCACAUUUAACCCAAUGUACAUUACUAUACUAAAAAGAAUUGAUGUCUUUUACUAUAUGCGGUUUAUAUGGUCAGGAAUUAAUCUGGAAUCGUAUAAAAAAUUGACAGAAGACAAAUCCCCGCAUAGAAUGUAUUUAAACGUAAUGAUUCCAGAGAAGGACACAACCCAUUCAGUUGUGCAUGGUGAAGGCGUAUUGGACUCAAGCUAUAUCAAAAGCCAUAGUGAGGUUUUUCUUAAAAUGUUCCCUUCGUUAGAUGGUGGUAUUUCUAUAAGAACAAAUAAGCCAGGAUCUUUCUAUAUGUUUCUUAAUAACAGCUUGGUGUUUGAGUAUAGAUAUAAGAUUCUUGCCUCUCUUCUGCUUUUAGCAGAGGGGAUGGAGAUCCCUCUAAUGGUUAAAAAUAACACAGAGCUGUCUCUAACCUCUAAAUAUAUUGAUCCACAGUGCUUUGCAAUUAACAUAAGCCAAAAUAACACCCAGCCUACAAAAAAUACAUCUGGAGUAGAUGGUGCAGUGAGUACUGAGUAUUUAGAUGCUUUUAGUGUGAUAGAUUUCUUUAUUAAUAAUAGAAGCAACAAUCACUUAUAUAAAAAAGAGUUUUCUGCGCUAAAUACAUAUGAGCAAUUUAAAAGCGGCAAGAUUAUGAAGACCCCGCUGGUUCUUAUACAAUUAUACAUAUAUGAAUAUAUACAAAGCAUUAAGGAAAUGGAAGAUUUUGCCCAAACCGUGCAUGAUAUGUUAUAUAUGUAUACACAAAGAAAUUCAGAUGAGCACUCUUCUUUAAAAGAUUCGGCCAAUAGUAUAUUUAACAAGUAUUUUGUUUCCUCUAAUUACCGAGAUGAGGGAAUGCGAUAUUUGAAGCUAGCAAGCGAUGUGCAGAAUAUUCUAAUCAAAAAGAGUGAUGUAUUUUAUAGCCCACAGAUGCAAUUUCAUGCAAUGAAAGCAUCAGAUAUUUAUAACAAUGAGAUUGCUGCUGGAAAGAACCCAAAAACUUCUAGCACUGAAGAAAGUGUGUGCACUGUGGCUACUUUAGAGGAGAACGCUAGUAUGAAAGAGUUCACUGACUAUGUAGAAACUGCUCUUCUAGGGCUUUUUUGUGUUUUAACAUAUGAUCACGAUAAGAAUAUGCACACAACAGAACACAUGCCCAAUCCAUCAAAUGAUUUAAAGAGGUUCUUCAGUAAGUAUAAGUAUCUGUUUGGCUCGGUUUCUCCCACUGUCCACAGGGAAUGGAGGAAGAUAGUAAGUGGCAUUGCUUAUGAUGAUGUUCACUAUCUUAGAGAGAACAAAACUCAAAUACACCCAGAUGUGAUAAAUGUGUUUUUUGUUGUUGCAAUUCUAGCAGGUUGUUAUGAGGAGUAUAAAGCUAAAAUAGAAAAACUCAAAGAAUCAAUAGAUGGUAUACAAAAUUCUUCAAAUUUAAAUAAUGUAUGGAAUUUUAAAAUUAAACCUAUGCUUUUGGCAUGCAUAAAAGAUCUUAUUGAUAAACUUUCGGUAAAUAGUAAUCAAAAUGCUUCUAUUUGUGAUGCAACUUCUUUUCUAAAUUUAAAUGCUUCUCAAACUUUGAAGAAGUAUGAUAUAUUUGGAAACUUAGUAAUAUGCAUAAAUAAUAAUUAUAUUGAAAAGUGCAUACAUCUUAAUAUAGUAAAAGAAGCCCUUCCGCCCACACAAACAGAAAAUGUAUCAAGCGCUUCCUAUACAGACAUUAAAGAUAAUCGCGAUCCCUCACAUUUAUAUAACAAUAAGCGAGUAUUAGAAGCAAAAAAUCCGAAUACUAGCAUUUAUAUUCAGUCUAUAAUUCUUGGAAUAGAUAAGAACGAAAAUGCACUGACAGAUCUUAAAAAUGAAGUACGCAAAGAAAACGAGUCUGCUGUAAGAAAUGCUCUUCUUGCAUACAUAGACUUUGCGCUAUGCAAGAUUUCAUCAGAGUAUGCUAUAGAAGAAGAAAUUAUUAAAUCAAUUUCUAAGAUAGAAAAGAACGAUGGGUACAUAAAUCUGGACAAGUUUGUCAUUGGAAAUAGCAUCUGUCCGCCAACACGAUCCAUUAUAAGCAUAACCCGGACUUUACUGUUUAAAGCCUGUGCUUUAGAGCUGGACAAGGAUCAUUAUAUAGUGCGCUUUUCUAAGAAUCUGUUGGAAAGUGUGCCCGCAUUUGAUUCUAGCUUGCAGUAUGACCAACUUUCUCUUCUUUUAUACUUCAGCAAAAUGUGCGGCUAUUUUCCAGACAUUACACGGCUACUCAAUAGCAUAGAUGUAUGUGUUCCUGCUUAUUGCUUUUCUAAACAAGCACACGAAAUAAUUAAAAUUGCGCUGGACGAGAACUGCCCACACAUUAUUUAUAAUAUUAUAAAACUAUCGAUUACCAACAUGGGCCUAAAAGGUACUAAUCAAACAGAGACCCUAUAUCCAUUUUUUUAUCUAAUGGGGGUAAAUUAUUUAAAUCUGAUAGAUUGCUUGACUGCAAAGGGGGAAAAAGAUGAGUAUAUUACUUCAAUUAUCAGUGAUAUACGAAGAAUUAACACCAGCAAGUCGGGUGAUAUAGAAGCUUCCACGCUAUUAAUAUUUAUUAACCUUGCCUGUGAAAAGAAAUACAUAAACAUAAUAAAGGCAUGUAUCAAUCUAGCAGAUAAUAAAAAAAUAGUAGGCAUAGAUAAUGAUGAGUGUGUUUCUUUAUACAGCGCAAAACGUACAAUUGCAGUUCUUAAUAAAAUAAAAAAUGACUACACCAGUGCCACAUCCACGAUAGAUAAUGCUACUAUAGGCACUACCACCAAACAGGGCUCAGAAGAAGAUACUUUUAUAAAAAAGCUUAAUAGUAUAAUAGAAAUAUUUAAUAAAGAGGUAGACUUUGAUGACUCUGAUGGUUCUAGUGAGUCUAUGGGUGCCGGCCGCAAUUAGCUG